Actinia tenebrosa (Australian red waratah sea anemone) is the source of this 5616-nucleotide messenger RNA. RefSeq lists its product as uncharacterized. Lineage: Eukaryota; Metazoa; Cnidaria; Anthozoa; Actiniaria; Actiniidae. The record is from RefSeq and is a predicted model, not a curated record.
CGGCCACAAUCAACAAAUAUGCAUAUGAUUUUCUACUUCAAAUUAAUAGGUAAAGAAAGGAUUUAAAGAUCUAGAAAGAUUUACAGAUAAAUCCUAUACAGUAUUUAAAAUGUCGCUGGCGUUAAUCUAAGCCAGGCAAGAUGGGUUUUCUCAUUUAAAUAUGUCUGGGGUGAUGAGCGCGUCCAACCGGUUGACAGAGGCAACCGAGUGCGCUGCUGUCCUGCGAGCUCUUCUCGUUUCAACGACUACUGAACAAGAGGUCCUUUUACUUGAAAAGCUUAGGGAAUUCUUAAAGCCUAUUUGCUCUGUUGCGACGGUAAGUGAGGAUGAAUGCGAAAGAGAAUGGCUUCGAGGAGAAAAUAUUGAAGAUGACAACCCGUUUCCAAGUUGGGAUCCUUCAGCAUUGUUUGAAGAGCAAAGACAACUCGACCAGUUUACGUUUUAUGUUUUUGAACGGAGAUAUGGACGCACUGAGUUUCUUAUCAAUUCAAACGAAAACACGGAUGAUUUAGAUGGAAUUAGCUGGUCUCCUUCGUCUCCAAGAGCGCCUGAAGACACUAGAUUUCUGACGAGAUUGAAUGAACUCCUUGACGAGCAUUUGAAAUGGUUUGUAGCCCAACCACUUAGCAGACAGCUGUUAGAGAGUCAUAAAUAUGCUGUGCUACAAGCUCAUAACAUGCCAGUUGUCAGGAACCAUACAUGUGUGCAUAUAAUGGAAUGGCUGAAACUGUUCUCAGACCAAGGCUUCAGUGAUCAAGUAUUUCCAUUGGUGAAGGCUUUGAUAGUGUCUGGCAUCACAGAUGUCUGGUCUGCUAUAAGAAACACUUGUGUAGCAAGAUUAGCUCAAAUUUUGGAACACUUUACUCUUCAUCAAGCCCAUAUUUUUUACAGUGAAUUAAUCAAGAUUUGUCACUCCAAGGAGAGUUCAUGGCAGGCUGUAGAAGGAGCAGUCAUGGGAAUGACAACACUAGUGAGGAGGUUUAGUUGGACAGGUGUAAUGAAACAACACAUCAACAAUAAUACUAAAGAUGACACAGCUGAAUACAUGCUCAAGUUUGGAAAGUGUGAGCARAGUACACUGCCUUCUUUCAUCCUUGAUUCUGUUCAUUCUGUGCUGUAUUCUUUACUUGCUCAUCCUCAACUCAGCAUCAGAGAUCAAGCAACAAAAGCUUUCUCCUCUAUCCUCUCAAGAUGUGAAUUUCAGCAAGCUUUCUCUGCUUUCCAAGAAGUUGUACAUAGAUUGUGUAAAGGAAUCCAAGAAACUUCCAAAUCUAAAGAAAACAAUACAACAGAGCUGCCACAUAUGGCUGUACUUAGGUCAGAAUUUAAAUUUCUUGAGGCAUAUGAAGCUGAGGGUCUACUUGGAGUAUGUGUCUUUCUUAUCAAGCACAUUCCUCCAGGGUAUUUACUUCCAACAUGGCCACUUUACUUCUCAACCUUUAACCUCUACCUUAUGCACCCUGCAUCUACUGUACGACAAGCGACCAGUGCAGUAUUCAAGUUUCUAGUUGCCAAAGAAAGUAGCAGUCCAGUUCUUCUCAAGCUUGUUCUGCAAGGUUUAGCAGCAGACUGGCAAGUAGACACUGAAAUUUUGACCUCAGACCUCCAGCAACAUGUAACUAGUGGAGAUCAAUAUAUACAAAACACUGACAACCACAGGGUUCCCACCCCUGAGACAAGAACUAGAAUAUCCCCUCUGCCACCAAAAACAUCAGUAGCUUCGACGUCUCAAGCACGUACAGCUAGUCCUUCUCCAGACAUGGCUAUGGUGUCUAACAUCUGUGAUUUAGGUGUGGAGGGGGUAUCCCAUUUGGCUAGUAAAAGAGGGUCUGUUUCUGGAAAGCAUCCACUACUGAAGAAUCAGAGGAUUAGUAUGAGAAAUGUACAGAAGUUAUUAGAAGAUAAUUCAUCCAAAGCAACAGUGCACCUUGUGUCGCAGUCAUGGGAGUGGAGAGAAGGACGACUACUGGCAUAUGAACUGAUCCUCAAGUUCCUCAUAGCAAACCACAUUCAUUAUAUAUUUCCAACAUUUGCACUUUCCAGAAGUAGUGCUUCUGCUUCUGCAUCUGUGGAUGAGAAUCUGAUCAGUGGACAAGGCAGGCAAAGGUCAUGGACUGAUGCAUCUUUGAUGCCAAUACAUGCUGAGUGUCCAAACAACCUUAAGGAAGAAGCCAUUGUAUCAGUACAGAAAGAAAGGCGUCAGUCUGAUACCUCUCCUCCAUCAAGCCAACUAAAAAGUAGCAGUUUUGGAGCUAUUUCAUCCCAGAUGUCUAAUAGCUUUACUCCUAUGACAAUCAAGGAAGAUGAAAGUGUAUACAUUGAAGCUGUUUCUUCGUCUAAGCAGAGCCCAACUUGUACAAGGGAAGCUUGGAGCAGACAACCAAAGCGAGCGUCAUCCUUCAGCAUAGUUGAUGAUGAUGCAAUUAGAACAAGAAAACUUAUUCGUCAGUAUUCAGUUACUUGUCAAACAUAUCCAAAACGACCCUUCAGACCUCCAAAAUCCAAUGAAGUGGCUGUUGCUAAUUCUUUACUCUGCCAAGCUGCCAAUUUAGGAAUUGAUAAAAAUAACUCCAAACCUUCUUUACUGGUUUCAGGAUCUAUUAGUGAGAUAGUUAAAUGCUUAGCUUCACCUCUGGGAAAAAUUGAUCAAGAAACUACAGAUGGUUUGUUGCAUUACAACAAAGGGAUGACUUCUGAUAAUUCAAGUAAAGACAAGGAUAAUUUACCUGAAUGGGCUGUACACCUUGAACUAGAGUCUCUUACUUGUGUCCUUACUCAGAUCCUUUUCCAGACAGUAGAAUGUUUAGGUGAUUCUAGAUGGGAGCUGCGUAGAAUGGGACAGCAGCUUCUUCCUGUAGUGGCAGAGACUAUACGAUGGUUCAAUAUGGCACCUCUAGCUUACUUAUGGGACCAUCACCUUACAAGAGAGAAUACCUUACUGUGUUAUGGGGCUUGUAUUGCCUUGAGGAACUCUAUAUCUCAUGCUGGGAGGUUAAGAUAUUAUCUUGAUCAACCACCAUCUACAUGGAAGGACCCAGAGCGCUGCAGUCGUGCUGCCAUGUUAAUUGUUAAUGAAGUGAAGAAAGGUCUCCAAAUCUGGCUUAGCAAGGUCCAUGGAAUCUUAAAAUACUCUGGUUACGACAAGCUUUCAGUAGUAGCCAUGGAAACGAUUAUGCUGUCUCAUCUUUAUUUCCACUCUAGUUUGGGCGUUGACCAGAAACUCGAAGCAGAAGAUCAGAUUCUAACUAUGUUAUUGUGUGCGUUUGCCUAUUCAUUCCCAGACAAGCCUCUGAGCUCGUCUUUAAAGUCUUUUUGUCAUAUACAAACAGCUCCAUUCAAUAUCCCUCUAGAUGGCUUCUUAAGUUGUUCUACAAGACCAGAAUCCACCGAGAAAAACGCUCAACAGUUUGGCAAGCACUUUUUCUCAGAAGCUCACAUAGCAUUUAAGAAUUUCUUGAAAACCAAUCAAGUAGACAAAGUGGUUGUAGUAUUCCCUGUUCUUAUCCAUUAUAUCGAAGUAUUCUUAGAAGAGACUGCCAUUUGUCAUUCUCUAGUGGAUGGUUUGCAGUAUAUCUUGUCCAGAACGAAGGAGCUUACCAAGACUAGCAAGGACAGAGAGUCGAUCCAUGACCUGGUACAGACGUACUUUAACUAUGCUUUGAUCGGUGUCAGUGAAGUUAUCAUGUCUACUAAGCCUUUAGAUCUGACCACAUUGAGACAGCUACUAGAAAUGUCACUGAAGGCUUGCGAAUUCCUGGACCAGCCAACAUUGACCCACAUCUUCAGAGCCAUCAGCCAAAGAGUCGACUAUGAACCAGAUCUUCUUCGCUUGAUUGGUGAGGAGAGUCCAAGUCGAACAAACACACCAGACCUAUACAGACUUAGUAAUGAUAUCCCUACUAGCCCUGUAGAUGAGCCAGGCAUCCCUGUGGACGAGGAGGACGAGGAGUCUGUGGAUAAUGUUGGGUUGUUGCGUGAGUCCGUGGCUCUAGAUGCAUCACAUGGUAGUGGUAGAGGAACCCCACGCAUGGCUCCACAGAAUGACGAUGAAGGAUCAGACAUGUCUGACUGGGAUAGCUGGGAAGAGGAAGAAGAGGAUCAGUCGGCCCUUAUUGCAGUAUUUGCAGAUUUUCUACGGAACUUACAGAACAUGUACGAGGCUAAAGUCGAUCAAGAAAUCUCCGUGUUUAGUAAGCAGCUUCAAAAAUGUACGUUAAUAGAGCGACAGGCUAUAGCAAGUGUGAUGCAUUCAUAGGACCAAGGCGGAAGAAAACAGUAACACCCCACCAGUGCACGCCAAAUUUGAAAUUCAAGAAAUCAAAAGAAUUUUAUAGUGAUUGAAGCUAUAUAUAUCAUCCAGAUGGUAUGCCUAGCUGCUUCGAGGACAUGCUUUAGUAGGCAAAUUUGAAAUUCAAGAAAUCAAAAGAAUUUUAUAGUGAUUGAAGCUAUAUAUAUCAUCCAGAUGGUAUGCCUAGCUGCUUCGAGGACAUGCCUUAGUAGGCAACAAAAUGUCCUGUUGACGGCAUAUAGAGCUACUUGGAGCUUUGCAACUUUCUAAAAGGACAAACCAAUCAUAGCUCGCGAAAAAUCCUUUAGUUUACUGCUCAUCCAAUCAGAAUCAAUGAAACACACAGUCACGAUAUCAUCCAGUCAUGGCGCGGCGCGACACCACGCGCCCGCUAAAUUUCACCAGUCAUGCAAGAACAGCAGCUAUCAUUCUUGCGUCUUUAGAUAGUUCUUAAAACUCACAUUUUACUAUUAAAUUAAGUUUCUUUAUUUAUUAACACCGUUACCGCUUUUCACCGGUACUUAAAAUAACGUUACUUCCCAGACAUUCCAGUGUUUGGACAUUUUCUUAUCUUUGUACAAAUUGUGAGACAAACGAGUCUUUCAAAUAUUUAUUGCAUUUUAAUAUGCAGUUAUUUCCAUAAGGGUUGUCUUUUAGAUUCUGAAUACUCAGAGUGACUUGUAUCUUGAAUCAGCGCGAUAAAUUAUAAUAGUCAUAACUAGGAUUUCGAUUACAUGAAGAUAUUAGGGUGACCCUAUUGCCUUUGCUCGCGCGCUAGAGCCAUUUAACAGGCCUUUAGAAGCCAAAACGAAGUUAAAUGGUGAUGCGCAAUUCAUGAUGCAAUAUUAAGUAUUUAUGAGACAACCUCAUUCUUAAGAUAAUUGAAUCUAAAUAUGUUAGAGUGUAAACCAACUAUCCGCGAAAAAGCUAACUAACAAAAUUGUAUAGAUCAGUGCAAAAUUUUGUAGAUCUACUGAGAUCUACUGAACUUACUAAUUUGUGCAAUUCUUACAAAAUUAUUGAGGGGAUGUUGUAUGCACUCUAUUCAUGAAUUUCUGAUUGCACUUUCGUUAUUAACUGUUAGGUAUUUGUUAACAAUUAUCAAACUCCCUCCCUCAAACCGCACUUUACCGUUAAAGUUAAAGGAACGGGUAGGAUCGAACCGAGAGAGACGGAUAAAAAAGCUAGUGACACUUGUUGCUAUUUUUCUCGCCGCACGAAAAUUCGCUAAUUUUUUGAAUAGCUGAUUUUUCAUGUUGGGUCUUAUUUUGACACAGCAAAACAACAAACGUCUUGCAAAAAAAAAAAAAAAAAAAAAAAAAAAAAAA